UACAAAAAAUUUAAACUUGAACUUGUUCAUUCUUUAUUUAACCUCAGAACAGAUAAACCGUAUUACAAAAUUUCUCUAUAUUUUCAGAGCAUCAUGUCCGAAAUGAAUGACAAUGAGAAGGAGUUGCAGGAGUUUGUAAUGCUCGAAAAGCAAAAGGCCCAGAUGAAUGCACAGAUUCAUGAAUUCAAUGAGAUCUGUUGGGAGAAAUGCGUUGGCAAGACGGGCAACAAACUGGAUCACAGCACAGAGACAUGUCUUUGCAAUUGUGUGGACCGUUUUAUCGACACUUCAGUGUUUAUAGCCCGUCGUUUCUCUCAACUUCUGCAAUCACAAGAAAAUGGAGGCAUGUAGGAGGGGGACUAGAAGGAGAAGGACGAGGAAGAGCAAAAACUUCUAAAAUUCCUUCACAUUCCUGUGAUUUGACCGUAAAUGAUCUUUGAAAGAAUGUUAACAAUAUAAUACCGAAAAUGGACAGAAA
This is a messenger RNA of Drosophila willistoni, 478 nucleotides long. RefSeq names its product mitochondrial import inner membrane translocase subunit Tim8. The transcript has a single exon. The record is from RefSeq and is a predicted model, not a curated record. NCBI's taxonomy places the organism in Eukaryota, Metazoa, Arthropoda, Insecta, Diptera, Drosophilidae. Bases 94 to 351 code for a protein of 85 amino acids.